This is a messenger RNA of Spathaspora passalidarum NRRL Y-27907, 1513 nucleotides long. Its product is annotated as polyamine oxidase. Gene Ontology annotation, molecular function: oxidoreductase activity. The transcript has a single exon. Bases 53 to 1486 code for a protein of 477 amino acids. The record is from RefSeq and is a predicted model, not a curated record. NCBI's taxonomy places the organism in Eukaryota, Fungi, Ascomycota, Pichiomycetes, Serinales, Debaryomycetaceae.
AAGAUUCUUUAUAUCCUAUAUCUUUUCUUACUUAUACAAGUUCACAAUCACUAUGAUUCACAAAAAAGUAGUUAUUAUCGGUGGGGGUAUAUCCGGAGUGAAGGCCGCUAUCGACUUAUAUCAAGCGGGCAUCACCGACACAAUCAUUGUCGAGUCUCGAGAUCGGUUAGGGGGCAGGUUAUGGACAAUCAACUCCGAGAAAACUCGAGGAUUGAAGUUCGACAUGGGUGCACUGUGGUUUCACGACACGUUAAACAACCCACUUUUUGAGCGGGCCAUCAAGAGCAAGAUUGUCAAGUAUCAUUUUGAUGAUGGGAAAUGUCAGUAUGUAAGUCAGGACGAUGGCGAUGUUCCAAGUUGGAAAUUCCAGACCAUUGUUGAUGAAAUGAUGCUGUAUUUCAAGUUGGCUUACGACAAGGAUCCAUCCAAGCCUGAUGUUUCGUUAAAGAGAUUAUGUGAGGAAUAUAUGCAUAAAUACAAGGACCGAUUGACCGAGGAACAAAAGCAAUAUGCCCUUGGUGUUAUUCGUGCCUUGGCCGAGUUAUACCAUGGAGAAACCUGGGAUACCCUUUCAGGAAAGUAUUGUUUUGCUAAUAUGAAUCAACAUGUCGGAAGAAGAGCAUUUGUUGAGAAUGGCUAUUAUAAUGUCUUUCAAACUGUCUUGAAGGAACUCCCUAGAGAGUAUUUGAAUCACAAUGUGAAAUUGAAUGCCCAUGUUGAUAAAAUUGACUAUUCUAAUCCUAGUAAGGUCAUUGUCCAUUUGUUUGACGGCAGGAGUUAUUCAUGUGAUUAUUUGAUUUGUACGAUCCCACAAUCAAUUCUUCAAAUAACCGACCCCAAGGAUCUGUGCUAUUUGAAGUGGGAGCCAACGUUGCCACCUCCCUUACAGAAAGUUCUUCCUGAUAUUCACUUUGGAUCUUUGGGUAAACUAGUGUUUGAAUUUAAUGAAUGUUUCUGGCCAGAAGAUGUGGAAAGAUUCUAUGCUAUUACCAACACCACCAGUAAACCCGACUUACUUGGCGACUUGUCCUUCAAUGCAUGGGACUUCCCUAGUGUCAUUGUCAACUAUCAGGCACUUAUGAGACUUCCCAGUCUUGUAAUCCUCACGCAAAACCCACUCUCCAAAUACAUCGAGAGACUCGCGAAGGAAGACAAACAACAGGACAUCUGGAAAUUGUUCAAACCUGUACUUGAACAAGCCUCGCUUGUCCCUAAGGGCCAUCAAAUUCCUGACCCAGUAGCCAUUUACAAUUCACCUUGGAAUGGAGAAUACUUGACGAGGGGAUCGUACGGAACCACCCCUGUCGGUAUGAACGAUCCCUAUAAAAUCAACCAGAUUCUCAACCAGGGGUUCCAAAAUAGAAUAAGAUUCGCGGGAGCAGAAACUAUGAAUGGUAGUGCUAAUGGAUGUGCUCAUGGUGGAUGGUUUAGUGGAGAACGCGAAGCCAGAUUCAUCAUUGAGAGUGAAAAGAAAGCAAAACUUUAGUAGGACAAUGUAUAUUCGUAGUUAUAA